UGUGGUGGUGUGGUGUCAUACCCCACACAAAGAUCGUGUAAACUCCGCCGUCCGCUGUUGUUGAUCUCUCAAUGUAUAAAAAAUCACAUUAUCAAUUUGACUUAAAUAAAUCCUAUAUUUAGAAUGGAAACUCAGAGCGAACUUUAAAUUGGCCGCGAAUUCCGUGCCGACGUGCCGUAUUCAGUAUACCGACUUAAUGUCGUGUCUUCACAGUGUUACACCCCACACCCCACACACUAUAUGUAGCAAGCAGCAAAAUGUCGAAGCUGUGCCGCCAGGUGUCCAUAGAGUCGCCAGGGUCCACCCUGAAGGAAUGUGUGUUCAGUUUCGAUGUCCCCGUCCCUGACGUACCUCUGUACGGGGCAAGGAUCAGGGUGGUGUACGCCGGGGCCUGCUACCGCGCCAACAGGACACGCUCGGCCUCUGUGUGCAGUACAUCUUCUGUGUCUUCGCUCGGAAGCCUGUCGGGCGAUAUAGAAGGCUUUGGGAUCCAUACGUCGACGCCUGCGCAUAUUGGGUUGCGUGACGGAGCUCUGUUCCCAGGUUACGAAGUGGCCGGCGUGGUGGACGCGAUUGGGAAGGCUGCAGAGCGCACAAACGGGAUAAAGGAGGGGACCAGAAUAGUUCUGUUCCCGUACGAGGGGGUGCCCCACGGGUACGCGGACUACAUCGUGGUGCCGGACUUCAAGUGCCUGGUGGUGGUGCCCGAUGAGUUGCCGCUCAGCGUGGCGGCUAUGCUGCCCACCGGCGCCUUGCUUGCCAUGAACACCGUGUACACUGCUAGCGAAUGCCUCAAAAGAAUCCUUGAAGGCCCAAAUCAUAAAGACAAGGCGACGGUCCUGAUAGUGGGCACGGGCGGCCUCGCGCUGUGGGCCCUACGCAUCGCAACCAUCUACUUCAAACAUGGCGCCUACACCGAUCGCAUUCGAGUCUCCGUCGCAACUUUGAAAGAUGAGGGCUUCGUUUUGGCCAAGGAGAGCGAUGAGAUAAAAGUGGUUCAGUGGAGCGAGGAUCUCUACGAGAAGCAGUUGAUUGAGCGCACAGUGGACGCGUGCAGCGGUCCCGUGGACAUUGUGAUGAACUUCGGCACCACCUCGCGGUCGUUGCAUCGCUCGCUGCAGUGUCUGGCUGCGGGUGGCAUGGUGCUUGUGACCGAGGACGUCGGUGUGAAGUUGCUGCCGAAAUUCGCGAAAAAGGCCGAGGACAUGGGCGUCAAUAUAGUGGUGGUGCCAAACGGGUCCAUUGACCAGCUCAGGGAACUGGUGGCGCUAGUGGCGCGCGGCGAGAUCGAACCUCCGCCGCACUCCGUGUUCCCCGCGGAGGACGCCCAGGAAGUGGUGAGGAAACUCUGCAACUCCGAGAUCGAGGGCAGGGCCAUUCUCAAGUUCCACAACGUGGACUAAGUCCAACGCGAGACUGACAGGAUUUUGAUUAGCCCAGUGUUGCCUGCACGACGGCUGGUAGCUUGGUAGAGCGAGAGAUAAAAUAGAAUGUUUCGCUUCUCUAGUUGAUACACUUUAGAUGUGAUGAUCGGAAUUUGUAAAGAAGUAUAUUAGGCGUGUUUUCUGGGUAAAGAAAUAUGGUCUUACUAUACAACUGUUUGAGUUAAACACUUGUUCGCCCUUUCACUUUCAUGGCAAGUGAAAAAGAUGGUAAUAUAUUCGUCGCAGGACGAAGUCUCGUAAAACAUAUCGAAAGAUCUCGAAUACACGCAUAUUGUCACAUCAUUGAACACAAUUAUCCCCCAGAUUUAAGAUGUCACGUGUUUGUCAAUGUAUUUUUCUAGUAUCAAUUCAUUCUGGGCGGAUAAUCUAAUUUUAGACAUUGUUCAGUAAGACUGUUUGUGGUAAUUAAAUAAUAAAACGUGGAAAUUUAAAAUCACCUAAAUUGAUCCGUUUUAUCUCGUGAUUACUUAGGUCUCAUUAGUAUUAAAAGUAUUUUCUGGAAAAUGUGACUCACACUCACGUGAUCUAUACUUGAUAUUAUAAAUAUGAAAGUAAGUAACUUUCACGGCUAAACCUAUUGUGAUAAAAUUCGAUUCAAUGGCUACUGCGGACGUGGAUGUGGGCAACAGUUGUUUGUAUAAAAAUAUGUCUUUGACAUUUUAAAAAGUAUUUGUUUUGAUUUGUUGUUAAAAAUAAUCUAGAUAUUGUUUUAACAUUUGCAUAGGAAUAUGCAUAAAAGUAUGUGAAUGUAGCAUGUAAUUGAAACGUACAUAAAAUCGAACUAAAUUAGAUAUACGGUGCGUGUGUUAUUUGAGAAGUAAUUGCAGUAUUUUUUUUGAACUGGCAACACUAACCAGUUAAUUGAUUGAAAUUAUUGUACUGAGUCUAAAGUGAAAUAUCAUGGUAGAUGGUUGUUAAUAUUAUUAUAUAUUAGUAUGAGUGACAUAUAUGUAAAUGUCAAACUUAUUGGCGAGAUUUUUAUAUCGAUAUAAAGUAGGAUUUUUCUUAUCUUUGAUCAUAGAAUUACAACUUUUUCAAAUAAGUCAUCAAUAUUCUAUUAUACUUUAUGAUAUUAUGUAACUUUUGUAAUAGACUAUCAUCUAUAUUUGAUAUAUAACUUUUUAACCCGUUAUUUAGGUACAUCGAGUCUUUGAAUAUAACACAACGACCAUUAUUUUCAUAAAAGUAUUAUGUAUAUCUUACGGCUGUAGGUAGUUUAUACUUUAUUUGAGCUAUAUCCCAUUGCUCCAUUGAGCUCCGUCCCGUAGACGGAUCAACGCAGAAAAAUUUUGAAAUUGUAUGGCGAAUUUCGACCUAAAUCUACGCACAACGUUAACCUCAAAACCUAUAGAUAACAACGAAGCGCGACGGAGCUGCAACGGAGCUCAACGUAGCAAUGUGGCAUGGCUUUUUAUUGGUAGGGAGAUGGUGUGAGGAAUUUCUUUACUAUUACGUCUACUAUUAAAAAAAAUAUUAAAAUUAAAAGACCUGGAAAUAUCGCUUAAUUAAUAUUAAAAAAAAAAACAAGUUUUUAAAAUUUAUAUUCUAUUGAAUAGUAAGUAAAGUAUAAAGGUGUUCUAUUAUAUACAUAUAUUAGCAUUGUCUGGAUUUAUCAAAGAAUUUUACCAUGUAAACAAAUGUAUUUUACUAAUUCAUAUUACCUAAACGUAUUAGUUACAAUAUAAUAGGCUCUAACCAAAUGUAUGCAUGUGUAUUUAAAAAAAGAUACAAUAUGUUACAAUACAAUUUUAUUCUUGGUUAGAACUAGUUAUCGCUGGGGAAAACGAGUUGUGUUUAACUGUAAAACAUAAUUAUUUAUAUAAGUGUCGCGCGCGCUUUUCCGUGAAGUUUGCAUGGGAAGCGUAUUUCGGACAAAUUUAUGAAAGAAACUUUAUAAAUCAGACAUGAAAAUUUGAUUCAAAAGAAACCCAAUUAAAAUAAAUUGUAAUUUCAUUGAUGGGUCCCGUUAUAAUAAUCUACACUAAAUGGAUAUAUGCUUAGUGUGUUUCUCGUAGAUGACAAAAGUUUACUACAAUUUACACACGCAUAUUUAUAUUGGUUUUGACAUUUAGGUUAGGAGACCAAAAGUCACUCGUCAAUUCACGAAGUGAGGGUGAAUGAGGUAAUAACCCAUGAUUAACCCGCAUCUAUGAGGUCUGAUUAAAUCUAGUAGAUAGAUAGAUCUGUUACAACUUUUUAGUUAACUGUUUUUUCGUUUACUAGUUGGCGCCAUUAGUGAGGCCCUGUCACUUAUGGUUGACUGGCUGACACACAAUCUCAACACGUUCAAAUCAAUGCCUGUUUGCCAGUAAAAAAAAAUCGGUUGAGAUGCUCUUUGAUUCACCGCCGUUCUGGUUUGAAUUUUCAUUUAUUAACUUUACCCUCAUUCGACCAAAGCCAUAAUAAUGUGUCUAGUCAGGUGUAAUAUACAGUCACGAAUAUUAUCAAAGUGUUAUGUAAUGUCCAAGUGUUAACCUGUUCUGCAAGGCCCACUUGAUCGGGUUACUGGAACACUGCUAUAUAAUAAAAUUACUUUUCUAAUUGAUUCUUCCAUUGACACUUCCAUUUUAUUUUUAAGAUAUGUAUUGGGAAUGUAUGUCAGUGCCGCGUUUCCCACGCACCUGCCUUCCACCCCGCGUAUCGUCACACAACGUUUGUUAGGUUCUUGCUCCAUGGACAAAUGUAUGGUUAUAUUUAUGCUGAGUUUUCCCCGUGAGCAUGCAAGCGACGGCGGGCGAGAAGUAGUUGUGAAGUCAUAAUAUCGUAUUAUUAGUUUAAGCCUUGACACUAAUUAUUAUUGUAUGUAAUUGUUGUUUGUAUUAUCGAAUAAAGUGAUGGACGUAUGUUAAAA
This is a messenger RNA of Plodia interpunctella (Indianmeal moth), 4296 nucleotides long. RefSeq names its product Death resistor Adh domain containing target (gene Drat). Lineage: Eukaryota; Metazoa; Arthropoda; Insecta; Lepidoptera; Pyralidae. The record is from RefSeq and is a predicted model, not a curated record. Bases 258 to 1403 code for a protein of 381 amino acids. Gene Ontology annotation, molecular function: oxidoreductase activity. The transcript has 7 exons.